AUGACGUUACAUAAUUUAUCCUUCGCGUGUUUCGCCUUAUCCGCGUUACCCUGGCAGAUAGCAAUAGCAAUAAUUCCGGCGAUGCAUUUAAUCAUCGUAAGAAACGUACAAGAUGCAAAUUGUAAAGUGGAGACAAAAAUCAUCGGUGGAGUGCCUGUGGACAUAAAAAGUCGUCCAUUUAUGCUAUCCCUUCACAAUUCUGAAGGAUUCAUAUGUGGUGCCAGUAUUCUAUCAAGCAACUGGGGUAUCACUGCUCUCCACUGUUUAGUUUCAGGGAGGACGUCGAAUUAUUUUGUACGAGCAGGCUCGAACAACCCUUACGCCGGAGGCUCCUUGCAUAGGUUAAGAAAAAUAUACGCGUACAAUGAUACAAGACUUCCAUAUCUGUUGUCAGGCAUGUUGUAUCAUGACGUAGCUCUUUUUCAAGUAAAACCUCGAUUUCAAUUUUCAAGUACUGUUAAAGCAAUUCGACUUCCUGGGGAAUUUAGUACGCCACCUAGAAAAUUGCAUGUUUGCGGCUGGGGUUACACCUCCAUUCACGAUAAUCCAAAAGUCAGCAACGUCCUAAUGGGCGUCUACGUGCGUCACACCCCCCACGAAAUUUGCAUCAAUGAGACUCCAGAAUACAAAAUACUAGUUAAAAAAGAAUACCAUCUUUGUUACGGAACAUUAGGAAAAGAUUCUUGCUAUGGCGAUUCAGGAGGACCAUUGGCAAGUAAGAACACCAUUUAUGGUGUUGUGUCUUUUGGCCAUAACUGUGCUGUAGUGUCAGGAGUGUACGAGAACGUUUCCUAUUAUCGACGGUGGAUCAAACAGAUCACAAAUUUGUAA
Megachile rotundata (alfalfa leafcutting bee) is the source of this 831-nucleotide messenger RNA. RefSeq names its product trypsin delta. Gene Ontology annotation, biological process: proteolysis. The record is from RefSeq and is a predicted model, not a curated record. Lineage: Eukaryota; Metazoa; Arthropoda; Insecta; Hymenoptera; Megachilidae. Gene Ontology annotation, molecular function: serine-type endopeptidase activity.